Paramuricea clavata is the source of this 586-nucleotide messenger RNA. The record is from the annotation of a GenBank genome assembly. Lineage: Eukaryota; Metazoa; Cnidaria; Anthozoa; Malacalcyonacea; Plexauridae.
AUGGAUGCAACUUUUCGCACAGCCCCACGACCAUACGAGCAAGUUUUCACUAUACUUGGCCAGUACUACGGACGAGUAUUGCCACUGGCCAUCGUACUUAUGACAAACAGGGCUAUUGGCCAUUAUAGGCAAGUGCUGCAAGUUAUCCAGUGUAAAAUUCGGCAUGCGACUGGAAGUGAAUGGGAACCUGAGGCAAUUGUAUGCGAUUUUGAGCAAGCCCUAAUCACUGCUAUCCAGACGGAACUACCUAACACCAGAAUAGAGGGAUGCUAUUUUCAUUUUAACCAGUCUCUCUGGCGCCAUGUCAAAGACCUUGGUUUGACCCGGGCCUAUCGAAACCAUGAGCGUGUGAAGAAGCUCAUUAGGAAAGUAAUGUCCAUCGGUUUUUUGCCAACAGCCAUCGUGAGAAAUAACUUUGCAUUACUGCGCACAGAAAAUAGGACACGGCGAUUGUUUAGGAGAUAUCCAAGUUUGGUGGAGUUUUUCAACUACGUAUUCAACAACUACAUCAAUGGAAACUUUCCUGUAACUUUGUGGAAUGUGUACGAUCGUGACAUGGAUUGCCGUACAAACAAUAACGCUGAAG